Molecule: messenger RNA, 565 nt
Organism: Xenopus tropicalis (tropical clawed frog)
Lineage: Eukaryota; Metazoa; Chordata; Amphibia; Anura; Pipidae
Product: asialoglycoprotein receptor 2-like
Exons: 4
Coding region: 1-369 (122 amino acids)
Molecular function (GO): carbohydrate binding
Source: RefSeq, a predicted model, not a curated record
AUGUCACACAACUAUAAGGGUUUUUUGGUCACAUCCUGGGAUGGGGCUAAAGCAGCCUGUGAGCAGAUGAACUCCCAUUUAAUUGUGAUCAACAGUAAGGAAGAACAGGAAUAUAUAGCGCAGAUUUCCCUUAAAAUGUCUGCAUGGAUCGGACUCACCGACACUGACGGAGAAUGGAAAUGGGAGGAUAAAACCCUGUAUAACCCGACCCAAACAUACUGGAUAGAGGGGCAACCAGAUAACUGGGCCGGCCAUGGGAAAGGCGGAGGGGAAGACUGUGUCACCAGCUCUACCGAAGGGAAGUGGAACGAUGACCAAUGCAGCGAGAAAUAUUAUUUUAUUUGUGAGAAGAAACGAGAAACUAAAUAAAGGGUUAAAGAAAUGGAGGAGCCUGUGGGUGUCAGACGUCUCUAACCCAAGGGGGUUCCUGGGAAUAAAACUGAAGCUUUUCCUGCAGUACCCCAUGUAUCUCUCUUUAUUGUGUGUCUCCCACUCAGCUCUCUCCUGAGCUCUCCCUUUGUUUUUAUAAUAAAACAGUACCUGUACUUGAUCCCAACUAAGAUAU